Haliaeetus leucocephalus (bald eagle) is the source of this 972-nucleotide messenger RNA. RefSeq names its product solute carrier family 25, member 27 (gene SLC25A27). The record is from RefSeq and is a predicted model, not a curated record. Bases 1 to 972 code for a protein of 323 amino acids. Gene Ontology annotation, biological process: response to cold. The transcript is spliced from 9 exons. NCBI's taxonomy places the organism in Eukaryota, Metazoa, Chordata, Aves, Accipitriformes, Accipitridae.
AUGUCACCCGCGGAAGAAGAGAAGAGCUUACCUCUUUCGGAGAGAUGGCCCCGAGCCAGCAAAUUCGCUCUGUCCGCCUGUGCAGCGGCUGUGGCAGAACUAGUGACGUUUCCCCUGGAUCUCACGAAAACUCGACUGCAGGUCCAAGGUGAAGCUGCCGUUCAUCGCAAUGGAGCGGCUGCCGCCGGCCAGGCGGUCGCUUACCGCGGGAUGCUACGCACCGCGGCUGGCAUUGUGCAAGAGGAGGGCGUACGAAAGCUCUGGCAAGGAGCCACACCAGCCGUCUACCGCCACAUAGUGUACUCUGGCGUUCGCAUGGUUGUGUAUGAACAUCUCCGUGACUCCGUGCUUGGCAGGUCUGAGGAUGAAAGCUUUCCUUUCUGGAAAGCUGUAGUCGGAGGGAUGUCUGCGGGCGCCAUCGGACAGUUUUUCGCCAGCCCAACUGAUCUGGUGAAGGUGCAGAUGCAGAUGGAAGGAAAAAGGAAGUUGGAAGGAAAGCCGUUACGGUUUCGAGGAGUGCACCACGCGUUCAUGAAGAUCCUGUCUGAAGGAGGAAUACGGGGGCUUUGGGCUGGAUGGGUGCCAAAUGUCCAGAGAGCUGCCCUGGUGAACAUGGGAGAUCUGACCACUUACGACUCGGUGAAACACUUUUUGCUCCUGAACACGCCACUUGUGGACAAUAGUGUGACUCACAGUGUUGCCAGUUGCUGUUCUGGCCUGGUAGCUGCUGUUCUGGGAACUCCUGCUGACGUGGUCAAAACCCGGAUAAUGAACCAGCCGAGAGAUAAGCAGGGAAGAGGUCUGCUGUAUAAGUCUUCCACGGACUGCUUGAUUCAAACUGUACAGGGUGAAGGGUUUAUGUCUCUAUACAAAGGCUUUAUACCAACCUGGAUGCGAAUGGCUCCUUGGUCACUGGUAUUCUGGCUUACAUAUGAACAAAUCAGAAGGAUCUGUGGAGUUAGUUCUUUUUAA